Melampsora larici-populina 98AG31 is the source of this 672-nucleotide messenger RNA. RefSeq lists its product as uncharacterized. The record is from RefSeq and is a predicted model, not a curated record. The coding region runs from base 1 to 672 and encodes 223 amino acids. The transcript has a single exon. NCBI's taxonomy places the organism in Eukaryota, Fungi, Basidiomycota, Pucciniomycetes, Pucciniales, Melampsoraceae. Gene Ontology annotation, cellular component: nucleus.
AUGAACUCAUAUCGUAGACAAUCUAGAGCACUCUUGAUCGCCUUUCCCCUUCAACAAGCAAAACAACUUCGGUAUAUCUCAAACAAAAAUAUCAACACCGACGUAAACAAUCACAGUGAAUCAUCCUCAACCCAGGCGCUAAAAUCUGAUUCAACAACACGAGACUCACCUCAACUACCCUCGAGACGCAAACCAGAAUGGUUAAUUCAAAAACAAGCUCUCAAGGAAUCAUUUCCGACAGGAUGGAAUCCACCCAAAAAAAUCAGUCGACCAGCAAUGUCACUUCUCAAAUCACUUCACAAAGAAGACCCCCAUCAAUUCUCCCUUACGAUGCUUUCAGAUAGAUUCAAAAUCAGUCCAGAGGCAGUACGAAGAAUACUCAAAUCUAAGUGGAUACCCGAUAGAAUUACUACUGAGAAGAUUAUACAAAAAUCUGGAUCGAAAGGAAUCAUGGCCGGGGGUGAUGCGUGGAUUCAUCAUGAACAACUAGAGACUGAGUCCAUUCCAUCCAAUCUCGCUUCGACCCUUAGAAAAGAGAGCAAAUUCGAGAGAUCUAAGGCAAUGGAAUCUGAUUUAUCGAUUCACGAUGAAUCUCAUCAAAUAUGGGUCGAUCCAGACAUUCGGGAUACUACCGUGCGGUCAAUUGAUCCUGAGGAAAUUGAUUGUAAAUGA